This is a messenger RNA of Tarenaya hassleriana, 819 nucleotides long. RefSeq lists its product as uncharacterized. NCBI's taxonomy places the organism in Eukaryota, Viridiplantae, Streptophyta, Magnoliopsida, Brassicales, Cleomaceae. The transcript is spliced from 2 exons. Bases 71 to 679 code for a protein of 202 amino acids. The record is from RefSeq and is a predicted model, not a curated record.
GUACACUGAAAUUGCUGCGACCCAAGUGGGUUAUUUGAGUAAUAUUCCCCAGAGAAUAUCCAGAGGAAGAAUGUCGAACAGGACCCCAGUUUUCCCCAUGCCUGCAUCGCAGCAUUUCAGUGAUUACGGAUUCGAUCCUCAGAUCGACUAUUUCCAGGUUCUGGAAGAAGGCAGGAAUCACAAAAGAGAAACAUCUGCGAGAUCCUCCAUUGAUGCUCUUCACUUCAAACUCCAGAAACCCAUUUCGAAAGACGACCCGACCCGAUCCGUUCUCCACAUGAAGAAGAAGAAGAAGAAACAGUGGAGGUGGAAGAACGCUCUCCUCUUCCUCAAGUGGCGGAGAUGGCCAUCUACCGCCUCCUCCUCCGUCGGACGCCGCCGCCACCACCACGCCGCCGCUGUAUCCAUGGCCAGGGAAAUGGAGCUCGACCUCGGCGACGUUCACCGGGCGAGGGCGUUUCGGGCCUCCGGUUCCUUGUCGGGUCCGGUUUACGCGGCGGAGAUCUGGUCCGGUUCGAGUACGCCGUACCGGUCGACGGAGAGGAGGCCAUCGUCGGGGCCCCUGGCCGGAAUCCUGACGCCGGCGAGGAUCCCCUAUCAGAGUCUACGGGAGCUUAAUAUGGGAGAGCAACACAGGAUCUCUACCUCCUCCGCCAAGCCCAUUUACUUGGUCACAUAAAAAGUUCAAAUAUUAAAUCAUUAUUAUUAAAUUAUCAAUUAGGAAAGCUACAUAAAUUCAUGGCUUUUAUAUAUACACUCCUCUUUUUCGGGGGCAUAUUCAUUCAUGAUUAUUCAGCCAAAAAGCUUAUGUUCUCUACA